Hibiscus syriacus is the source of this 1253-nucleotide messenger RNA. Its product is annotated as F-box/kelch-repeat protein SKIP25-like. Bases 34 to 1140 code for a protein of 368 amino acids. Gene Ontology annotation, molecular function: protein binding. Lineage: Eukaryota; Viridiplantae; Streptophyta; Magnoliopsida; Malvales; Malvaceae. The transcript has a single exon. The record is from RefSeq and is a predicted model, not a curated record.
UCUACUUUUCUUUUCCAAACCUUACCUUCGUUAAUGGGCAGCAAAUCCCUCAACCCCAGGAAACGUCGAAAACCGACACAGCACAACGACCAACGCCGCCAAGAACAGCCUCUAAUACCAGGCCUGCCGGACCACGUGGCGGAGCUCUGCCUCACGCGCGUUCACCCUUCUUUGCUUUACUCCGUUUGCCGUUCAUGGCGUCGCUUAAUCUACUCCCCUUUGUUCCCUCCUUUCCCUUCUCUCUACACUCUCUUCUUCUCGUCAUCGAAUGAAGAAAUCCAGCUCUUGAGCUUCGAUCCCAUUUCGUCCAAGUGGGAGUCAACUCCUCCGCCCAUUAACCCUCUCAAUUUCCUCGUUCACCACCCUUCUUUCAUAUCCCGAAACCUCCCCGUUCAAUCCAUUUCAGUCGCCGGCAAUCUCGUUCUUUUGGCCGCAACCGCCCCCAAUUUUGUUCCGGCCCUCUCCCGGCCGCUCGUAUUCUCGCCGCUGUUUCGGACGUGGAGUUUGGGUCCCCCAAUGGAGACGCCCCGCCGUUGGUGUGCGUCGGGGGCGUCGGGUCCGGCCGUUUACGUUGCCAGUGGGAUUGGGUCUAACUUCUCCAGCGAAGUGGCGAAGUCUUUGGAGAAGUGGGACUUGGAGGAGGAGGGGGACAAAAUUGAUGAUUUCAAAUGGAAGAAGAUGAAGCAGCUGAAAGACGGGAGAUUCAGCAGAGACGCCAUCGACGCCGUGGGUUGGCGUCGGAAGCUUUGUAUAGUGAACGUGGCUAAACAAGGGAGUCUUUACGACGUCGAUAAUGACAGAUGGGAAGAGAUGCCGGCAGGGAUGGUGGCCGGUUGGAAAGGACCCGUCGCCGACAUGGACGAGGAAGUUCUAUACGCCGUAGACGAAAGCAAAGGAGUACUCACAAGGUAUAACCAAGAAAGCGAUAAUUGGGAGGUGAUAAUGGAGACGGAAAGUCUGAGAGGAGCACGCCAAAUGACCGCCGCUAGCGGAAGAUUAUGCGUUAUUUGCGGUGAUGGGCAGAUUAUAGUAAUCGAUGUGUCAUCGCCGUCACCAAAACUCUGGGCCGUGGAAAGCCCGCCUGAGUUGGACCCGUUGGCCGUCCACGUCUUGCCACGGCCGAGCCGCCCUGAUUUUUAAUUCGUAAUUAAUUCACCGUUGAAAGCUUCAACUCUUCAAGGAAGAUUUUUUUCAUGUGAUGGAAAGUGAAAAUUUGUCGAUUAUUGAAUAUAAGGAGUGGAAUUCUGUAUUAA